This is a messenger RNA of Suillus paluster, 933 nucleotides long. RefSeq lists its product as uncharacterized. Lineage: Eukaryota; Fungi; Basidiomycota; Agaricomycetes; Boletales; Suillaceae. Bases 43 to 597 code for a protein of 184 amino acids. The transcript has 2 exons. The record is from RefSeq and is a predicted model, not a curated record.
CAAGCAUGGCAGUCGACUCCUGCGGCGUUGGUCUGGGUGACAAUGGAAGAAGUUUCGAGCACAUUGGAAGCCAUCAAUGAGUACACGGUCAUCUCAAAUUCGCCUUUACUGCCAGCCUUCCAAGUAAUUCAGCAGUUCAAGAGCUUGCCAGAUGUCUUGAUGGUUCCCGCCAUCCUGGCGUUAAUGCCCCAUCAUCAUUCCAAUGGUCCCACUCCGAAAAUUUUAGAAUACCCUCCUUCACAAGGUCGUAGCAUGAGGAUCCUCCAUGCUAUGCAUGCCUUUGUGGCUUUUGCAAACAAAGCACGUGAACGAAGUCGACCAGCUUCCGGCGCUCUCAAGUACGCAUGUCAAAACUGGGCCUUCCAUCUUUCGCGAGCUCUGAAGCCAUGGGACGAUACACUCCAUUGUAUAUUCAAGUCUUUCUGGAAUCGUGCUCUCCUCUCCUGGCUUGAAAGACAGUGGUGUUUGAAUGGUUUGCAGUCCUGCCUCGUCAUUUUAUCGGAAGGGCAGAAACUUGCAACGGAACACCUGCUUGACGUUUCAGUGUCAUCUCAACCAUCAGUAACAAAGAGUCGUCAUUCUUGUACCUGCCAGUGAACAAGCCAAGCAUGGAUAUACAGCACACUUGGCAUAUAUGAUGAUUCAUAGCGGCACAGGGCAGUCAUCCCCCACUCUCGAUUCUCGCCUUUUUCGAGGCCUCCAGCAGUUACCUUAACUUCGAGCAUGGGAAUGUACUCAGACAGGGCGGAGGACAAGGCCGCAGUAAUCGGCUUAGAUGCUGGAAGCGGCUUCAAAUAUUACUGGGCAGAGAUACGAAAACGCGGGGUGCAUACAAGGGCAAGUAACACAAUAAUAGUGAUGUACGUGUUGUAAGAUGAAGAAGCGCAAUGCCAAUCCGUUUCGCAAUCUCUCGCGAUCGGACAUUGCUUACCA